AAUAUAUUUAUUUAUUUAUUUAUUUAUGUCGCGUUUUCAAUCCUUCUCUCUACUUUCUCUCCAAACCGCUGAUCUAAAUCUGACCGUCCAUUUAAAUCCUCCCGCAUUUCGUCGAUCGGCGCACAUUCGCCGUGCCUCCGCCGCGAUGACGACAGCGCCGCCGAAGCUCCACCACACGACGAUGUAAUUUCCUAAAUUCAGGUUUGAAUUUGUGUUAUUCGUCGUUUUAACGGAGUAAUUGGAUAUUUGGAUUCGAUUUCAAAAGUUUAAUCAGAGGCGAGGGGGAAUUUUUCCGGCGACGUUGAAAAUUGGAGUCUGAUUUUGUGAAUGACGAAGCAAUUUGUGCUUCAUCCGGCGGCUUCGAGAGUGGACCGGCGGUUCCCGUUGCUGGCGAGCGAGAAUUACUCCUCCUCGCGAGGAAGAACCGGUCGGAAAGUGAGGAUGGCGGAGGUCGCCGGCGGAACUGCAGCGGAGUGCGCGGCGGUGUGUUGCUGUCCUUGCAGCCUGUUGAAUCUCGUGGUGCUCGCCGUGUACAAGCUGCCGGCGGCGAUUUUCCGGAAGGCUUUGAGGAGGAAGCGCCGCCGCAGGCUGCUGCCGAGAAAAUACGGUUACGACGAGAAGGAAAUCGGAAUCGUCAACGGAGCUAUUUCUCCGGUCGGAGUGGUGAACGACGAAAAUAAGGCGGUGGUGGAGCUCGACCGGGAGAUGUUCGAGAAGUUUUCCGGCGGCGGUUUCUGGCGGAGCUCUUCCCGGAAAAGUGAGCUGUAAAAAAUCAACGGUUAAUGUUAAAGUUACUGCCACGUCAUUUGCUGCAGGGAAAUUAAUUGUUAUUACUAUUAUUAUUAUU
This is a messenger RNA of Andrographis paniculata, 847 nucleotides long. RefSeq lists its product as uncharacterized. The coding region runs from base 328 to 768 and encodes 146 amino acids. The record is from RefSeq and is a predicted model, not a curated record. The transcript has a single exon. NCBI's taxonomy places the organism in Eukaryota, Viridiplantae, Streptophyta, Magnoliopsida, Lamiales, Acanthaceae.